AUGCAAUGGUGGCGGAAGGCAGCCGAGCGCUCUUUCCAGCGACAGGCAUCAAUAUGGAUGAGAUACUUCACGGAACUCCAGCAAAUUAUCAAGCAGAACGAGGCACCAGAGUGCUUUGUCAAGAGCGUCGUUGAGUCGGGCUACGAUAAAAACGACAUCAGCGAUCUACAAGCCAGUUUCGUGGCUGGCACAAUGAUCGAAGCCGGCUCAGAUACGACCUCCGCCGCCUUGAAUUCGUGUGUGAAAUACUUUGCCGCGUACCUAGAAGCCCAAGCAAAGGCCUACGCUGAAGUCCAGAAAGUGGUUGAUGAGGACAGGUUCCCAUCAUUUGAAGACGAAGAUAACCUUCCCUAUAUUCGAGCUUGCGUGAAAGAAAUCCUGCGUAUUCGACCCAUCACGAAUAUCGGAGCCCCCCAUUAUACAACGGCCGAUGUUAUCUACAAAGAUUACUUUAUACCCGCUGGCACAGUGGUCACGAUGAACCAUUAUGCGCUCCAUUAUGAUCCCAAUCGCUGGGAAAGUCCCGACGACUUUAUCCCAGACCGAUACCUGGACUACCCUUUAAAGGCAGGCGUGUAUACCGCCAGCCCUGAUCCUGAGCAGCAAAUUCACUUCGACUUCGGUGCAGGCCGUCGUAUCUGUCCUGGGAUGCAUUGA
Messenger RNA from Penicillium odoratum, 657 nucleotides. RefSeq lists its product as uncharacterized. The transcript has 3 exons. Bases 1 to 657 code for a protein of 218 amino acids. The record is from RefSeq and is a predicted model, not a curated record. NCBI's taxonomy places the organism in Eukaryota, Fungi, Ascomycota, Eurotiomycetes, Eurotiales, Aspergillaceae. Gene Ontology annotation, molecular function: heme binding; monooxygenase activity; oxidoreductase activity, acting on paired donors, with incorporation or reduction of molecular oxygen.